Colletotrichum lupini is the source of this 3498-nucleotide messenger RNA. RefSeq lists its product as uncharacterized. The record is from RefSeq and is a predicted model, not a curated record. NCBI's taxonomy places the organism in Eukaryota, Fungi, Ascomycota, Sordariomycetes, Glomerellales, Glomerellaceae. The coding region runs from base 1 to 3498 and encodes 1165 amino acids. The transcript has 18 exons.
AUGGAAGCGAGCAGAGCAAAUGCUGUUUACUACGUAGAAGUCAAACGAAACCUACCCUUUGUGUCUGCGCCUGCGCCUACGCUGUGUCUCUUCACCCGCCGCCCGCGUCUUGUGGAACCAAAGUACGCAUUUCUGCCUGUCAACACAAGUAGGGAUACUUGGGACUUUGCGCCGUCAAGACUGACACCCCCGAUCUCCACCAUCCAUCCACGACAGGAACUCGAGAGCUCAGAGUUGGGCUACGGAGACCUAUCCAUCCAUCCACAAUCCGAGCAUACAUUUAGAUUUGUCUGCCAGGCUCAACGCCUGGCUUCUCACUGGCGCGCGAACCUCUCCGCCGUCCACUCCCGGCAGACAGCAGCCGGUUUGACGGCAUUGGCGCCCUCCACCCAUCCCCGUCUUACCACUCUUGAGUCUUUACCUACGGAUACUGCCAGGAGACAGGCGGUUACUAUCAUGAAUUCGUCUCCAGUACAAGAGCGGAUUCCAAUCCCCAUACGACCGCCUGCCUGCCCGCCUGGUCGAAGAGGCGUAGCUGCUCAACUGCUCACUCAGCAAGACUCAAAAGCAUCAAAAGUAGCCACGCUAAACAUCCGCAUCCGGACAAGAGCCGGAAGCCGAAACUGCGCGGCUUUGGGCAUCCACGAUGCUUAUUUCAAGACAUUGACCAACAUUAGCAGCCGCCAGCGGUCAAACCCACGAUACCUACCACUCUGUCACAUCUCGGGAUACCGACCGCCUGACUCCCCACCCACCCAGGACCCUCUCGGCCCCGUUCCUACAUUAGAACAACCGCCCGACCCAGGUAAUAUUCAGCGCGACGUUGUACAGGAUUUUGGCCAGCGCCACGGGUCCGACUGGGAACAAGAGACGGGGAGCACUGCAGAGCAAGCCGCUUGCUCGCCUGUUUGCUUGCUGUACUUGCAUGCGCUGACCGCAAUGGAAAACCCAAUAGCUGAGCGAGAAACCGAGAAAGAAGCAUAUCCUUUUACGAUAGGUCGGCCUCAGGGAUGUUUUGAUUUUUGUUCCCAAACUAUCGACGAACCUCCGAGUACAGAGUACUUCGUGCCCCUCACGCAGUUUGCCUUAGCUAUGACGCGGUUGCUGGCGGCUGAGAACACACCCGAACGACUGCUCUCCAUGGAUUCUGGCAUUCUGCCCGUCUGCGCCUCCAAGAAUGAUCCCGGCGCCACAACCGUUGCAUCUUACAGGCUGAAACCUGACACACCGAGAGGGGCCUCGGACAAGGUACCCCGGAGCCCCUGGCAUCGGCCGAGUGAUGUCAUCGGAUCAGCGGCCGAAACUUGUCUUUCAUUUCAUCAGCCUCUCAGAUCGUCUGCUUCGUUCCCUCAAUUUUGCCUCUCGCCAUGCAGCAACUGGCAGCCUGUCUCCCUGCACCGCUCCGGCAAAUCACGAGUCAAUCCUUCUGCCCAAUCGUCGCCGUCAUCCAACACUUACGCAGUACACGACGUCUCUGACCUCUUCAAGCGUGUUACCGUGGAUCCCGAAUUCCUUUUCAUGCUGCCCACCGGCGCCGUUUCACCACCUCAACUACACGUCAACGUUCUUGGGCAGAGGAAGCAGAGCAAUAGACUCGCAGUAUUUGCAAAUAUGCUAUGGACGAUCCUCUCUCAAACCUGCGUGCGAAUGGAUGUAUUCAGACGUUUCUCUCACAUGGUUCAACAUUUCAGCCGGGGGCUAAGUGAAGGCCAUUGCUUGGUACUGGCCGUCUGGGAUAGGACUCGCGCAAUUGUACCGCCAGAAACACGCUUCUCUCAGGCUUGCGCCGCCACCGCUGGUGAGGAGCAGAUCAUCAUCAUCGUCGGCCCCCCGUUCUCCAUUGUUGUGCGAUACUCACGUCCUAAACGUUCAUGUACACCGGGCAUGGUGAACGGACGGAUCAUCACUGCGUUCCACUUGCGAAAUCCCCAAAUCCACUUCUCCAUCGCACAACCUUUGAGUUGUCUCCAUCUGUCCACUCCUGACUAUUCCAACAAACGCGGCCAAGCAGCCGGUUUUUUGCUCAACGCACAGCCUGCCGUGUUGCAACUUCGCCUAGCAUUCCCCGGCAACAGACCAGCAUCUCUCUUGUGUUCGGCGUCCGAAACUAACAUCUUCCCCGAAUGGGAAAACGUCAACAACAAGGACGUACCCAUAUCAGCUUCCGGCAAGACACCUGGCGAGGGCUCUAAAAAGCAGGAAUGCGAGCAUGGCAUUUUGCAAAAGCCCAAGGUCCCCAAAAAAUUGCACCAUCUUCUAGGCUCGUACAGUGUUAGCGCAACCGGUUUCUCACAAUGUUUCCGUCUCCCCUGUCACCUGGAAAGGACCCUUUCCCUUUUCCUCUACAGCCUUUUGCCAAAUCAGUCUACCCCAUUCCCCCUCCUCAGAUUCCGAACGAGGCAAUGGGAACAAGUGAUCGGCGGUGCCCAGCAUGAAGAGCGACGCCCGGCACUCAGAACAGCAAAGCGACGAUCCCACAAUAAGCCCGACUCAGCCGAUCGUCUCCGGCCAAUGGCAUUCCCGGUAUGGGGAUCGUCAUCCAAAAGUAAAAUCCAAGGGGUGGUUGUCAGUGCUGCACUCUUCCACGUCUGCGUGGACGGGUCAGGUUCCGGGAGGAUAUCGUUGCAAGACUACAACGUCGCUCGCACUGCGAUGCCCUAUCAUGGCUCUUACUCACAUCUCAUCAGCAGGACAUAUCAGGAACAGGAUGUCUCCUGUCCUAGGUACUUGUCCACGAUCAUUCGACAGAAAGGCCUUUCAUUCGCAUCCGGGGAGAGACCCGGGAUAUCCUACGAAAUUCGGACCACAGGCAACAUAAUAGUGGGAUCAUGGCCGUUCCUCUUGCCGCCCACCAGUGUCAGCGGCUUCCCUGCAUUAUCGUUUGUGCCAUGUUUCGUCUCCCGCGCAGACACUCGUGGUUCCUGGUUCUUCUCCGCCCGCGUCCCGGACGGCAUGAAUGCCGGGGCCACGGAACGGACGCGCAAUCUCCCUUGUUUCUUGGUUCUUUUCCCCCGCCCGUCGGGACCAAAGCCCAGUUUGCGAGUUGGUCACAGAGUUGCUACCCAGCGGCGGCGGCGGAGGAAGGCAACGGCGCUUUCGCGAGUCCCCGUUUCUCGUGUUACCGUCGUCACCCUGCCUUUUGCCAUCCGGUGCCGUGGCGCCGCCUUGGUGCACAUCGACUUGGCUUUUUCUGCUUUCGCCUCUUUUUUCUUCCGUUGCCACGAGCUCCUCUGUGCCACCCCACCAACAACGUGUAUUUGCUCGCCGCCUCCCUACCCAAAAGCAUUCGCCGCCUUGGAUCCUUUCCCGGCGGUCGGGCGCGGUAAGGCAUUAUCUGUACGAAGUAUCUCACGUGCAGACAUUUACUUUGCUCGGAAGCUGUCCGGGAUUUUGCUGAACCGGGCCCCAAUAAUUCCUGUUGGAACAGAGUACAGACUGCAGAUGACGAUCCAAUUAUUCGGCCAAAAAGAACUGGAUCCCCAGAAAGGAACGCGUUGA